ACAGGCAUAAGUGUCGUUCCAUCAAAAUUACCCCAAGUAUUGUCAAGAAAAGGUAAAAGGCAGAUUGGUAGCCUUACUUCUGGAGAGAGGGGAUCUACGAUCACAACUAUUGUUUGUAUGAGUGCAGGUGGAAUAUUUGUUCCACCACUAUUUAUAAUUCCACGCAAGAAACGCUCAGAUUUGUUAAAAGGAGCGCCGCCAGAAUCAAUAUACGAAUGUCAUCAAUCCGGUUGGGUUCAAACAUACAUUUUUACAAUAUGGUUUCGGCACUUCAUAAAACACGUAAAACCAUCAGCUGCUUCACCAGUAUUGCUCGUCUUGGAUGGUGAUUCGAGUCAUACAAGUAAUAUUGAGCUUGUUGAUUUGGCUAGGGAAAAUCACGUAUCUAUCGUAUCCAUCCCUCCACACUCAAGUCACAAAAUACAGCCGCUAGAUAAAACUUUCAUGGGACCUCUUAAGAGUUAUCUUUCGGAAGAAAUACGUGUUUGGAUGCGUUCGAACGGCAGAGCUUUGACACCCUUCGAUAUGGCAGAGCUAUAUGGAAAGGCCUAUUUGCGAGUUCACAGUGGGAAAAUCGCAAUUAAUGGAUUUCGCACAACCGAUAUAUUUCCUCUGAACCGAUAUAUAUUUCGCGACGAUGAGUUUUUGGCUGCCGACGAUGUAGCAUCGCAUUCUCCUCCUCGAGAGUAUGAAAGCACUUAUGAAGUACCAGAGGAAAUACUAAAUAACGAAAUCAUUGUAGAGUGUCCGCAUCCAAUAAACGAUAUUUGUAAUGGAAAUUUAAAUCGUUCAGUUCUAAGCGAAUCCAACAGACGCCAGAAUAUUGAUUCUAAUGAACCCAGCACCUCCAAGGGAAUUAUUAAAAAACUAAAUUUUGCAAAAGAAAAGUGUACAGCACCCAAAAAACACCAAGAUAAUUCUAGUCAACCCAACACUUCCAAAGCACUUAUGAAAAAAAUUAAUUCAGAAAGAAAAAUGUGCAGGAAAAGGGAAGAAAACAAAUUCCUCAUCCUCUUCGGACUGGGAUGA
Messenger RNA from Rhagoletis pomonella (apple maggot), 1029 nucleotides. RefSeq lists its product as uncharacterized. Gene Ontology annotation, molecular function: DNA binding. The record is from RefSeq and is a predicted model, not a curated record. NCBI's taxonomy places the organism in Eukaryota, Metazoa, Arthropoda, Insecta, Diptera, Tephritidae. Gene Ontology annotation, cellular component: nucleus.